Myripristis murdjan (pinecone soldierfish) is the source of this 732-nucleotide messenger RNA. It is a transcript of the gene edn2, whose product is annotated as endothelin 2. Gene Ontology annotation, biological process: intracellular calcium ion homeostasis; regulation of systemic arterial blood pressure by endothelin; regulation of vasoconstriction. The record is from RefSeq and is a predicted model, not a curated record. Gene Ontology annotation, molecular function: hormone activity; endothelin B receptor binding. Gene Ontology annotation, cellular component: extracellular region. Lineage: Eukaryota; Metazoa; Chordata; Actinopteri; Holocentriformes; Holocentridae. Bases 93 to 638 code for a protein of 181 amino acids. The transcript is spliced from 5 exons.
CUCCAGCUAAACCAGGCACCACUAAAGACAUUGAUCUGCACCAGCCUGACUGGAUUUCACCACGUCCUAACUUCAGACUGCAUCCACUGACGAUGUUGAUGAUGAUGAUGAUGAUGGCUUCCUUCAAGUGCAAGAUUCUGGCAUUGUUUCUCCUCUUCUCUGUGGUUCUGCAAGAGGGUUGUGGACUUCCCUUAUCAGGUCAGCCUGAGCUGCCGGCUCAGUCUCCACAUCCUCAUCAUGUCAGGGCCAAACGCUGCUCCUGCAACAGCUGGCUGGACAAAGAAUGCAUCUACUUCUGCCACCUGGAUAUUAUCUGGGUCAACACCCCUAGUAAAAUCCUCCCUUAUGGCCUGGGAAGCCCCCUGUCACGCCGCCGCCGUUCUACCAAUCGCUGUGAGUGUGCCAACCCGGCCGACAACACCUGCUCCAGCUUCUGCCUUAAAAGCUCAGAAAAUCCCGGAAUUGUUUUCGUGGCCCCUUUGGAAAAUUCUGGCAGCCUCUCCAACAAGAACAGCAACAAAUUGUUGGCUUCUCUCAGAUCUGUGAUCAAGUCCAACAUGGCAUCCGCCCAAGAAGUUCUGUCCUCCAGAAAGAAGCCGUCCAAAGCCGACAGACUGAGGAACAGAAAGAGGAGGUAGAGGAGCAGAGGGGGAGGACGAGCUCACUGCAGUGACAUUAUAUUUGACAUUUCAAGCAUUUAACUGACACUCUUAUUCAGGAUGACUCUACACA